AUGACCACCUAUGGCAGCGGCGUGCCCCUCUCCUACGUGACCCCCGACUUCCCGGCCCUAUACUGGCCCGUCCACGCCAACCCGGGCGAGCCGCAGUACCUGUACUUCCUGUCCGACAUCUACCGGUACACGCUGUACUGGACGCUGCUCACCAUGGUGGCCGCGCACGGGUGCGUCGCCGUCUGGGCCGUGCUCAUGCAGCUCGCCUCGGCGGACCAGCGGCGCAAGUACCUCGCCUCGCCGGCCGGACGGGCCCUGAGUCCCAAGAACCGCAUCCUGCUCGGCGGCGGCGACAGCAAAAACCCCAUCGCAGAGACGUUGGGCUGGGUCUGGCUCGUCCCCGUCGUCUACAUCGUCAUCGGGGCCAGCGAGGCUCUCCUCGCCGGCAGCUUGGUCGGCUUGGUCCUCGGCGCCGUCUACAACGCCGGGUACUUUGGGAUGAGUACCUGGACGCCGCUCUUGUGGGGGAUCAUCAAUAUGCUGGUGUUGGUGGUCAGCAGCUUUAGGAUUCAGGGUGGAUUGUGA
Messenger RNA from Fonsecaea monophora, 525 nucleotides. RefSeq lists its product as hypothetical. The record is from RefSeq and is a predicted model, not a curated record. The transcript has a single exon. Lineage: Eukaryota; Fungi; Ascomycota; Eurotiomycetes; Chaetothyriales; Herpotrichiellaceae. The coding region runs from base 1 to 525 and encodes 174 amino acids.